Molecule: messenger RNA, 1863 nt
Organism: Plectropomus leopardus (leopard coralgrouper)
Lineage: Eukaryota; Metazoa; Chordata; Actinopteri; Perciformes; Serranidae
Product: sodium-dependent neutral amino acid transporter B(0)AT3-like
Biological process (GO): amino acid transport; sodium ion transmembrane transport; nitrogen compound transport
Cellular component (GO): plasma membrane
Source: RefSeq, a predicted model, not a curated record
AUGGAGACAGCUGGAAGUGCUGAGCAGACGCAGGAUUUUGGAGCCAAGGACACCACUGAAAGGCCAAAAUGGGACAACAAAGUUCAAUACUUGCUUACCUGCAUAGGUUUUGCUGUGGGACUUGGUAAUGUGUGGAGAUUUCCAUAUUUGUGUCAAAUCUAUGGUGGAGGGGCGUUUCUGAUUCCUUAUGUUAUUGCCCUGGUGUUUGAGGGACUUCCUCUGCUGCACAUGGAACUGGCCAUCGGACAGCGGCUCAGAAUGGGGAGUGUCGGAGUAUGGAACUCAAUCUCCCCUUACCUGGGAGGUUUAGGUGUGGCUUCCUUGGUAGUAUCCUUCCUAGUUGGUCUGUUCUACAACAUGAUUUUGGCCUGGAUCCUCUGGUACUUCUUCCACUCCUUUCAAAGUCCACUUCCCUGGAGGGACUGCCCAUUAAACUUGAAUCAUACUGGCUAUAUAACUGAAUGUGACAAGAGCUCGCCAGUGAACUAUUUUUGGUAUCGUCAAACACUUAACAUCACACCCAACAUUGAGACCAGUGGGUCCCUGCAGUGGUGGCUUGUGCUGUGUCUCGCAUCUGCUUGGUGCCUCGUGUAUAUCUGCUUCAUACGUGGAAUUGAGACAAUUGGAAAGGCUAUUUACAUCACAGCCACCUUUCCAUAUCUUGUUUUGACCAUUUUCUUGGUCAGAUCCUUGACUCUGUCCGGAGCCACAGAUGGCCUAGUUUACCUCUUUACUCCAAAUUGGGAAACCCUGAAAAAUCCAAAGGUCUGGUUGGAUGCUGCUACUCAAAUCUUUUUCUCUCUGUCUUUGGCCUUUGGGGGACUUAUUGCUUUUUCCAGUUAUAAUGCUCAGAAGAAUAAUUGUGAGAGAGACGCCCUAAUUGUUGGAUGUGUGAACAGUUUUACAUCAUUAUAUGCAUCAAUUCCUAUUUUUGCCAUUCUUGGAUUUAAAGCGAAUGAAAACUACAAUGACUGCCAAAAUUGGAAUAUACUUACGUUGACAAAUUCAUUCAACAUUGGGGAUGAAAACAUAACCCUUGAAAACUAUGACGACUGGUUAAACUAUCUCAACACAACCAAUCCCAGCGAGGUUGAAAGCCUCGAUCUAAAGACCUGCAACUUACAGACUUUCCUGGACCAGAGCGCCUCUGGAACCGGACUAGCCUUCAUUGUGUUCACUGAGGUGGUGAUAAAAAUGCCAGGCUCUCAGGUGUGGGCGGUGCUCUUCUUUGUCAUGCUCUUCAGCCUGGGCCUGUCCUCCAUGUUUGGAAAUCUAGAAGGAGUCCUUACUCCUAUGCUGGACCUGCACAUGAUUCCACCCUGGAUUCCUAAGGAAAUUUUCACAGGUUUAAUAUGUCUCACCUCCUUCACUGCGGCCCUCAUCUUUACUUUGGGCUCUGGAAACUACUGGCUGGGAAUUUUCAACAGCUUCGUAGGCUCCAUGCCUCUGCUCAUCAUUGCCUUCUUUGAGAUCAUCAGUGUGGUAUAUAUCUAUGGAAUAAACAGGUUUAAUGACGACAUUGAAUGGAUGACGGGUCGCAGACCAAACAUCUACUGGCAGGCCACUUGGCGCUUUAUCAGUCCUUUCAUGCUUCUGGUUGUUUUUGUGGCAUAUGUUGUAGUCGAGGCUGAAAAACGACCAACAUACAACGCCUGGAACCCAGAUUAUGUGCACUUCCCCCUCGCUGAUGUUCAACACUAUCCUGAAUGGGUUUAUGUUAUCUGUGUGCUCUUAUCUGUCCUUCCUGUUGUAUCCAUUCCUCUUGUAGCUCUCUACAAAUUUGUUGGCUUCCUGAAGAAGUACAUCAUGAGCAGACACAAUCAAAAUCCAUAUGCAAAUGAAUUCUGUAAUGGAGAACUGUAA